AGAUGCAGAUUAUGGAGUGUGUUUUAGGAUUUUGUAAACGCCAUUUCGUUUUCUCUUCUCGCUCGAGCAAGAAUCACGAGUCUUUCCAUAGCUUUGACUUUUAUUUUCUCCUGAAAUUUCUCGUUGAAAUUAAUCAUGGUGUCUGGAUUCGAUGUGUUUUUCACAUUCCAUUUCCAAUUCCGCCAUGGCUUCCUCCUUCCUCUCCCUUCUGCUUUCCCUCCUCCUCUUCCUCUCUUUCGCCGGCGCCCAGGAGCUGUUCCAGAACUGUGAUCACAGCGCCGGCAACUUCAGCGACAACAGCACCUACCGAUCCAACCUCGAACGCCUCCUCUCCACCCUCGCCUCCGACGGCUACGCCACCGGCUUCCUCAAUACCAGUGUCGUGGGAGGCUCCGACCAGGUGUUUGGCCUCGUCAACUGCCGCGGCGACGUCAACGCCACCGAGUGCCGCUCCUGCCUCGACAACGCCACCGCCGAAGUCACCCGCAACUGCCCUAAUGAUAGGGCGGCCGAGUUGUGGUACGAGUUCUGCCUCAUCCGCUUCUCCGACCAGCCGCUGCCCACCUCCUCCUCCAACCGCCACCCACUGGGGUUUAACAGCAUGGAUGACGCCCCGGAACCGAACCGGUUCGCCUGGCUGUUGGGGAUGCUGAUGAACCGGACUGCCGAUGCGGCGGCCAAUUCCAGCAAGCGGUUCGCGAUCGGGGCGGCCAGCUACUACACAGCAGAGUUCCCCUCCAUCUACGACUCAAUGCAGUGCACGCGCGACCUGUCGCAGGAGCAGUGCAGGGAGUGCCUGGGCACGCUGUUCAUUCCGAUGCCGACGUUGUUCGUGGGAAAACAGGGGGGAAGGUUACUCGGCGGGAGCUGCGGCAUGAGGUUCGAGCUCUACUCCUUCCUAGGUUCCCCUACCCUCAACAUCUCUGUGCCCCCGCCGUCAGCGAUGCAACUGGCUCCGGCGCCCACCUCCUCCGGAGGGAAAAAGAAUGUAAUUGGAAUUGUCCUAGAUAUUGUAAUACCAUCGGUGACUGCGAUGUCUCUCAUCUUCUUAAUUUGCAUUUGCUACUGGAGGAGGAAGAAGCCGGGACCCCAAUAUGAAACUGAAGCAGAGAAAAUCAUGAGUGUCGAAUCAAUAUUGUUUGAUCUCUCCACACUACAAGUCGCGACAGCCUACUUCUCUAAAGAUAACAAACUCGGCGAAGGUGGAUUCGGAGCAGUUUACAAGGGAUUUCUUCCAAAUGGACAAGAAAUAGCAGUAAAGAAACUAUUGAAUGCGGGUCAGGGACUUGCAGAGCUGAAGAAUGAACUAGUUUUGGUUGCGAAGCUUCAACACCGGAAUCUUGUGAAACUUCUCGGAGUUUGCUUGGAGGAAGAGAAGAUGCUAAUCUAUGAAUAUGUUCCUAAUCGAAGUCUCGAUUUAUACCUUUAUGAUCCUGUGAGGGGUAAGGAAUUACGUUGGGGAACGAGAUACAAGAUCAUCAGUGGAAUUGCCCAAGGCUUGCGAUACCUGCACGAGGAGUCCCGGAUAAAGAUCAUACAUAGGGAUUUGAAAGCCGGCAAUAUUUUGCUAGAUGCAAAGAUGAACCCCAAAAUCUCAGAUUUCGGCUUAGCCAAACUCUUUGACGACGACCAGACUAAAGGCACCACCAACCGAGUCAUCGGAACUUUUGGCUACAUGGCACCCGAGUAUGCAAUGUAUGGUAAAUUCUCAAUGAAGUCAGACGUGUUCAGCUUCGGUGUUCUGAUCUUGGAGGUUUUGACGGGAAGAAAAAACUGCGGAAGCUAUGAUUCUGAGACUGCAGAGGGUCUUCUAAACUUCGCGUGGGCGAAGUGGAGUGGAGGAGUUGCGUUGGAGAUUGUAGACCCAGUUCUUGGCGACGAGUACCGAGGGAGCGACGUGCUCCGGUGCCUCCAGAUUGGGUUGCUGUGCGUGCAGGAGAAUCCAUCGGAUCGGCCCAGCAUGAGAACGGUGGACCUGAUGCUGAGUUCUGAAACGGUGUCCGUCAAAGCUCCUUCCAAGCCUGCGUUUUGCAUCGUCAAGAGCGGCACUCGAUCCGUGGCCAUGUCGCCCAACGAGGUGUCCAUUUCAGAACUGGAACCCUGUUUCAGGAUUUUGCGAACGCCAUUUUGUUUAUCACGAGCUUUGACUUUUAGAAAUGGAGACAUGGAUGACUUCAGGGGAUAUUCACAUUCUAUUUCCAAUUCCACCAUGGCUUCCUCCUCCUUCUCCCUUCUGCUUCCCCUCCUCCUCUUCCUCCUCUCUUUUACCGGCGCGCAGGAGCUGUUCCAGAACUGUGAUCCUAGCGCGGGAAAUUUCAGCGAAAACAGCAGCUACCAAUCCAACCUCGAACGACUCCUCUCCACCCUCGCCUCCGACGGCUACGCCACCGGCUUCCUCAAUACCAGUGUCGGGGGAGGCUCCGACCAGGUGUUUGGCCUCGUCAACUGCCGCGGCGACAUCAACGCCACCGAGUGCCGCUCCUGCCUAUACACCGCCACCGCCGAAGUCACCCGCAACUGCCCUAGUAACAGGGGCGCCGAGGUGUGGUACGAGUUCUGCCUCGUCCGCUUCUCCGACCAGCCGCUGCCCACUUCCUCCUCCAACCGCCAGCAGCUGGCGUUUAACAACGUGGACGACGCCCCGGAACCGAACCGGUUCGCCUGGCUACUGGGGAUGCUGAUGAACCGGACCGCCGACGCGGCGGCCAAUUCCAGCAAGCGGUUCGCGAUCGGGGAGGCCAGCUACUACACAGCAGAGUUCCCCUCCGUCUACGACGUGAUGCAGUGCACGCGCGACCUGUCGCAGGGGCAGUGCAGGGAGUGCCUCGGCACUCUGUUCGUUCCGAUGCCGCCGUCGUUCGUGGGAAAACAGGGGGGGAGGGUACUCGGCGAGAGCUGCAGCAUGAGGUUCGAGCUCUAUCCCUCCUUCUUCGAAGGUUCCCCCACCCUCAACAUCUCUGUGCCCCCGCCGUCAGCGAUGCAACCGGCUCCGCCGCCCACCUCCUCCGGAGGGAGAGAUACGACUACAGUCGUUCUGGCAACCGCUAUACCGGCGGUAUUCGUAUUAUCACUGGCCUCCAUCAUUUUCAUUUGCUACCGGCGGCGGCUGAGGAAGCAGGCGUCAUUGGGAUCGCUCUAUGAAACUGACCCGGAGAAGAUCAAUAGCGUGGAAUCUCUGUUGUUUGAUUACCACACGCUAAAAGUUGCGACUGACAAUUUCUCUGAGGGGAAUAAACUUGGGGAAGGCGGAUUCGGAGCGGUUUACAAGGGAACGCUACCGAAUGGACAAGAAAUAGCAGUGAAGAGACUCUUGAACUCAGGGCAAGGCCUCGGAGAGCUCAAGAAUGAGCUGGUUUUGGUGGCUAGGCUCCAACACAGAAAUCUUGUAAAACUUUUUGGUGUUUGCUUGGAGCAGGAGAAGAUGAUCGUUUAUGAAUAUGUUCCCAAUAGAAGUCUCGACACAUUUCUUUAUGAUUCAGUAAAAGGGCGAGAACUGCAUUGGGGAACAAGAUACAAGAUUAUCACAGGAAUUGCUCGAGGCUUACGCUACCUACACGAGGAGUCUCAGCUAAAAAUCAUACAUCGAGAUUUAAAAGCCAGCAACGUUUUGUUAGAUGCAGAAAUGAACCCCAAGAUCUCAGACUUCGGCUUAGCUAAGCUUUUUGACGUCGAUCAGACUCAGGGCAUUACAAAUCGAGUCGUGGGAACUUUCGGAUACAUGUCGCCGGAGUAUGCAAUGCACGGGCAGUUUUCGAGCAAGUCUGAUGUAUUCAGCUUCGGCGUUUUAGUUUUGGAGAUUUUGACGGGAAGGAAAAACACUGGUUCGUAUAAUUCUGAAAUGGCAGAAGACCUUAUGAGCUAUAUAUGGGGGAAAUGGGAUGGAGGUGCAGCAUUGGAGAUCGCGGACCCAGCUUUGGGUGGAGACUAUGAAGCGAAUGAAAUGCUGAGAUGCAUUCAGAUUGGGUUACUAUGUGUUCAGGAGAGCCCAUAUGACAGGCCGACCAUGUCCACUGUGGUUGUGAUGCUGAAUGCUGAAACUGUGUCUCUUCAAGCUCCUACCCGGCCGGUAUUUUCGAUCGGGCAUAGUCGUCUCGCCGUGGACUCGGGCUUCAGCUCGAACGCUUCUAGUAAUCGAGUCGGAGCGUAUGACAGAGACAAUAGGUCAUUGCUCAUUAUCACACCCACAGCAGAGGAUGUCUCCAUUUCAGAAGUAGAACCUAGAUGAAAAAAAUACUCAAGACUUUCUCCAUGAAGUUGGGAUGUUUGGAGUUUCAAACACAUUAGCACAGAGAAAUUUUAGCUUAAUUGUUUUGCUAUGGAAUUUUCUAGUAGACACAACUAAACUAAUGAAUAUAUCUGAAGUGUGGAUGGAUUGGAUUCUCUUUGGUUCUUAUAAA
Molecule: messenger RNA, 4397 nt
Organism: Zingiber officinale
Lineage: Eukaryota; Viridiplantae; Streptophyta; Magnoliopsida; Zingiberales; Zingiberaceae
Exons: 15
Coding region: 152-4225 (1357 amino acids)
Biological process (GO): protein phosphorylation
Molecular function (GO): protein kinase activity; ATP binding
Source: RefSeq, a predicted model, not a curated record